Molecule: messenger RNA, 204 nt
Organism: Arctia plantaginis
Lineage: Eukaryota; Metazoa; Arthropoda; Insecta; Lepidoptera; Erebidae
Source: the annotation of a GenBank genome assembly
AUGCCUCGCGCGGGGUCGCCGGCGCAUCCGAUCGCGGUCACUAACCCCACUCCGCCCGAGAGGAGCAAGCCGCAAGGCGCAUGCGACGUGCGCGCGCGCCGCACCGGUGUGCCAGCUGCCGCGCUUACAUUUGAGGCUUUUUAUUUUUUACUGGGAUUCAAUGUGAGAGGAAAUGAAUGUAAUUGUUACUGGAUUGGUGGUUGA